GUCCAAGUUGCCAUUUUUGUGAGAGCCAGUGAGAGAAGCCCAGGCAGCAGGAAAAUUGCUGUGACAAACAAAAAAUCGACUCUUUCCAGCCCACUUUGAUACCGUCCAAACUCUUGUUCUCUUUUUUUCACACUAUUACCGUCAUUCAAACUAUACGCACCUUUUAUUCUACCCUUCAACAUUCCCGAGAUCGCCAUUUUAACCUUUCAUUUUACCUGGUAAGCCAUUGCAUCCUUUUGUCUUAGCGCCCUUGGUCACUGCCCACUCCUCUACACAACACCCCCCACCCUUUUUUAAAAAUCACCGUCUGCUACGCGGAUGACCUUUCAUGUCCUUCUCGUGCCCACUACCAUGUUCAUAUCUUGUCUUCUAAUUGUUGUUCACUCACCAGGUCACUUCAUUCUUUAGAUUCCCUCUAUUGCCAUCAACCCAAGUUGCCCCUAAAGGAUUCCUCCUGUUAUGACAAGUACAGCAACUUCUACCAAAAGAACAAGACCGGAUAACUGGGAAGCCGAGUUUUAUAAGAAUGGGUAUCCGAAAGAAGUCAUUGUUAUUGAAGAUACACCCACUCCGCCACCAGAAGACAAACUUCAACACACUGUCCACUUACCACCUGCCACCACCACCACCACGGCAGACGCAGCCAAGGGUUCAACCGUCACACAGGAUCCAUCAUCCCAAUAUUAUCUUCCACCACCAUCUGCCUCAACACGGUCCAAACGGGCCCGCAAAGUCGCCAACAAUAACGGAGAUGCCCAAGUUGUCUUGGCCGUCAAAAAUGGGGCCUCGACCAAUACCGCCAAAAGGCGACGAAAAGAAAACGGCCAAUCACUGAAUGUUUUAAAUCAGGUGUCUUAUCCAACCUAUUAUUCCGCCGCCAGCCAGCUCUACCCUCCCAUUGCCAACCAUCCUCCCACCCCAGAACCUUAUGACGAUAAAGAUGGUCAUUAUAUUAUUCGGCCCAACGAAUCCCUGACCCCGCGCUAUAAAAUGAUGCGGUUGCUGGGUCAAGGCACUUUUGGCAAAGUCGUUGAAUGUUAUGAUCGGGUGCGAAGGACCUUUUGUGCGGUCAAGAUCAUUCGUGCCAUUCCUAAAUACAGGGAUGCCAGCAAAAUCGAAAUUCGCGUACUCAAUACCUUGAAAGAACAUGAUCCUUUGAACCUCAACAAAUGUAUUCAUUUAUUGGAAUGGUUUGAUUAUCGUAACCAUAUUUGCAUGGUCUUCGAAUUGCUGGGCCAGUCUGUCUUUGAUUUUUUGAAAUCCAACGAGUUUCAUCCCUUCCCGUCCGGCCAUAUCCAGCAGUUUGCGAAACAAUUGCUGACCAGUGUCGCAUUUGUACACGAUCUCAAGUUAAUACACACGGAUUUGAAACCCGAGAAUAUCUUGCUGGUGAAUCACUACAGUCGUGAAACCCCUUCCAUGAAUGGCAAGCGAGCGGGUUGUGAUAAGAUUCUUCAAAGUACAGAGAUUCGAUUGAUCGACUUUGGAUCGGCUACUUUUGAAAACGACUAUCAUUCAUCCGUGGUUUCCACACGACAUUACAGAGCACCGGAAAUUAUCUUGGGCAUGGGCUGGUCCUAUCCAUGUGAUAUCUGGUCCAUUGGUUGUAUCCUCGUGGAAUUCUUCACAGGCGACGCUUUAUUUCAAACCCACGAUAACCUUGAACAUUUAGCCAUGAUGGAAGUCGUUCUCGGCCGAUUACCACCUAGAAUAAUCAAAUCUGCAAGCCGUGAUGCUCAGAAUUUCUUCAAAGACUAUCGCCUCAAAUACCCUAAUGCUUCGACGACACGACAGAGUCAGAAAUAUGUACAAGCCCUCAAAUCAUUGGAUAAAAUUAUUACGCCCCCUUCGACUCUGAACCGUUAUUUUCUGGACCUGUUGCAGAAAAUGCUGGUGUAUGAUCCCGCCCAACGUAUUACAGCCCGAGAAGCAUUACGGCAUCCUUUCUUCCAUGUGUCAGUGGAUGAUCAAGGUCGCGAACUAGUAGAAGGGUAGAAAAUAGGCCACUCGUUCUCACCGGAUUCACUCUUUUUUUUUUCUUUUUUCACACUUUUUUUCUCUUCUGCUUACAAGUUUCUCUUUUUGCCUUUUUACAGUUUUCUUUAAUUCUUUAUAUUUUGUUGUUGUUGCGUGUAUAUCAUUUUUUUCCCAUAUCAUAUUUACUUCAUCAUUAAUGGUUUUUUCUUCCGCUUCUUUAUCUUUCUUUUCCUGUGACUCUCUAUACUAUUACUUCUCUUUUUUGUUCUCCCAGCAUCUUCAUUAUCAUCCAUUAAAGAACCGAAUCCCACGAUGUGUGUACAGCAUUGAUAAAAUACCUCGU
Messenger RNA from Radiomyces spectabilis, 2320 nucleotides. Its product is annotated as kinase-like domain-containing protein. Lineage: Eukaryota; Fungi; Mucoromycota; Mucoromycetes; Mucorales; Radiomycetaceae. The coding region runs from base 460 to 1995 and encodes 511 amino acids. Gene Ontology annotation, biological process: protein phosphorylation. The record is from RefSeq and is a predicted model, not a curated record. Gene Ontology annotation, cellular component: nucleus. The transcript is spliced from 10 exons. Gene Ontology annotation, molecular function: ATP binding; protein kinase activity.